Anneissia japonica is the source of this 2627-nucleotide messenger RNA. Its product is annotated as ADAMTS-like protein 5. Gene Ontology annotation, biological process: extracellular matrix organization. The coding region runs from base 64 to 1254 and encodes 396 amino acids. The transcript is spliced from 10 exons. Gene Ontology annotation, molecular function: protein binding; metalloendopeptidase activity. Gene Ontology annotation, cellular component: extracellular matrix. Lineage: Eukaryota; Metazoa; Echinodermata; Crinoidea; Comatulida; Comatulidae. The record is from RefSeq and is a predicted model, not a curated record.
CAUAACCGAAAUAUAUCUCCUUCAUUUCAGCCAUGUCCAUCAAAUGGCCCGGAUUUUCGUGAAAUGCAAUGCUCUGUAUAUAACAACAAGAAAAUGUUUGGUCACCUGGUCCGUGAAUGGGAGCCAAUUACAAGUCAGCCCAACAUAUGUGAGCUAACGUGUUUGGCGAAGGGAACUCAUUUCUUUUAUUCUUUCGGGAAAGUGCUAGACGGAACCAGAUGUGACAAGGAGAGUAAGGAUAUGUGUAUCAACGGUGAAUGUGUUCCUGUUGGAUGUGAUGGGGAGCUUAACUCUGAUGCUAAGGAAGACUUCUGCAUGAAAUGUGGAGGAAAAAACGAUACCUGCACACGUUAUCAGACAGUUUACAUUGAGCCACCACCAACACAGGGCUUUAUAGGUUAUCGAAACUGCACAGUCGUACCAGCAGAAGCAACUCACAUACAGAUCACUGAGCACACUCCGAACUUCUUAGCAAUGGUUGAGGGUUCACAACAUGUUCUUAAUGGUGACUGGAGUUUACACUGGUCUGGAAAUAUUCACGCCGGAGGAGUGGUAUUUGAAUACGAUCGGAAAACAAACGGCAAUGAGAGAUUAUUCGCCAAAGGUCCGACGAAGCGCCCUCUGACGUUGGAGGUCAUUUUAACAGACAGUAACGGUCCAAAUAUAACAAUAUCGUACUGGCUUCCAAAAAAAGAAAUUUCGUCGAAUGAUGUCGUGGAUAUUAAGGUAACCGAGAAACCGGUGGAAUCAAAACACAAGAAGAAUACGAUUAAGAACAACGAUGUGAUUAUCACGAGUGACUUUACAAAUGAUAAACCAGUUAAGCCGUAUCAUACCAAACGAUUCGAUAAAACUGCUUGCCAGGUUUGUGAGAAAGUUCGAGGAGGACGCGUGAAGCAUUUCUGCAGCAGUGAUUUUGUAAUUCAUGUUGAUGUUCUAGAUAAACAGAUUGUCAAUGGACAAAUUCGCUUCGAUGUGUCUAUUCUUCACACUUACAAGAACGUUACUCCCCUACAAACGCGCGAGUUCUUGUGGAUACAAAGUACGUGCAACUGCCCAAUGAUUAGGCCCAACAAGGAAUACCUCAUCAUGGGGGUCAACACCUACGACGCGGCUAGCGGCCAAAGUCGUCUGGUCAUCUUGAGUACUAGUCUAGUCCGAACCUGGAAAGUGAAGGACCAUGAGAAAUGGGUGAAAACGAAGGAAAAACAAGAUAAACUUUGCCAACGGUUCACGCAUAGAUCUACGUUGUAGUGGCGAAGUAAAUUAUAUGACAAUUUUGGAAAUCCUGAAAACACUGUUUUUGAGUGGGUACAAUAUUGAUAUCUAUUUAUGGGAAAGGAGGAAAUUGUGAAAGUCGAUGGUUCCUAUCGAAUUUUCGAGAUAUAAACACUGCAACUAAGUAGUCGAAAUUGAUAUGAUUGUGGGAUACUAUAAUUACAUUUUAGCUGAAAUGCAUUAUACCAAAUGGACUUUUGUCAGGUUGACGUUUACAGGUGGAUAUUUAGAAAUGCAAAGAGGAACUAAAAUUACACCAUGUUAUGGUAUGAUAGACAUAGCUACGAUGAAUUUUGAUAUCAUGUGAUAUCUGAAGUAAUUCAUGAAAUCACGAAAUCAAAAGGACACAGAUAGACAUUAAAUAUAUACAUUCCUUUUGCAAAUACUUCAUCGUAUCAAAAUUAGGCCUACAUUUUCUGUUUGUUGUUCAUACACGGUUCUUACAGUUACGCCUUAAUUUUUUAAUCCGAGUAUUUUAUAUCAUGAAUUAAUCAAUUAAAGCAUCAAUUAUUACGACUAUUAGAAAAUCAUAUAUUCAAAAUCGAUAAAUUUUAACCUUAUGUAGACACUAAUAUUUAAUAUGCGACGAAAAUAAAGCAACUGUGUGAAAGAAAUGAGAGAUGCCAGAUUAUUUAAGGGACAAUUAUAAGUUAUUCAAACAAAUAAAAUACCUAGGUGUAGUCAGCACACAAAUAAGCAUGCAGAGUGUAAGUAUUUUUGCAGGCUUCGGGGAUCGGAGGCAGGAAAAUUGUUUUUGAGACGCAAGAAUAUUUGAGACAGAUUAUGCUGCUAGUAAACCUUUGAAAUAUCAAAUUAUUAUAAAUAUAUUGUUAGGUUUAGGUAAUGUGCAUAUAAUAUCUAUAUAAUACUACAGCACCAGUUUUUGUAUGAACCGUAGUAUUAUGAAUUGGUGAUCAACAUUUUGUAUUACAAAAAAUACUCAAAUGUUGUUCAUCGUUCUAUUUAGUUCUGUCAGUUUCGGACUCUUAUAAUUCAUAAUUGCUUUGUUCUCUAUUUCUAUUACUAAUUAUCUAAGCAACUAUUUUGAGUUCGUCGGUAAUGGAGGUAUUUGUUACAGGCAGUAUUUUACGUAUAACUGAUCAAUUUUCUUGCGAAAGUCUCUGCACAGAAGAGUAUUAUUUUUGUCAAAGUUAGAUUUUCUCAGCUUAGGCUGGAGUAAGACUAUUAGAAUGACCUUGAUUGAGACCUCAAUAUUGUAUAAUGUAAAAUAGAAAAUAUAUUUUGGUAUACGGCGUAGUGACGUUUUAUACGUGAAUUUGUAUUGUAUUGUUUAUCUCAAUAUUACUAUAUACAGCAAACAAUUGAAUAAAGAGCAAAUAGGACGCCAA